UUACCCCCUACCCGGGUCCCUGGAGGAAAGGGGCUGGCAGUGGGCAAUUUAGAAAACUUCCUCCGGGGGUAGACGGCAGGGGCGCCUGUGGAAGAGAAUGAUGUAGCCGGGCGGGGGCUGACUCCGAGUGUCCCCCGCACCGCCACCUCCCAGGCCCGGUUCGAUCAGAUCAUGCAGCUCUGGCACCGCCGGGGGACCGACCGUCUGGUCUAAGUCCGGGGGAUCUGCGAGCCCUCUGGUCGCGUCCACUUCCGUGCGCCAUGGACCACCAGGAGCCCUACUCGGUGCAGGCCACGGCAGCCAUCGCGGCGGUCAUCACUUUCCUCAUCCUCUUCACCAUCUUCGGCAACGCUCUGGUUAUCCUGGCCGUGUUGACCAGCCGCUCGCUGCGUGCCCCGCAAAACCUGUUCCUGGUGUCGCUGGCCGCUGCCGACAUCUUGGUGGCCACGCUCAUCAUCCCCUUCUCACUGGCCAACGAGCUACUGGGCUACUGGUACUUUCGGCGAACAUGGUGCGAGGUAUACCUGGCGCUCGACGUGCUCUUCUGCACAUCCUCCAUCGUGCACCUGUGUGCCAUCAGCCUGGACCGCUACUGGGCCGUGAGCCGGGCUCUGGAGUACAACUGCAAGCGCACGCCGCGCCGGAUCAAGUGCAUCAUACUCACGGUGUGGCUCAUCGCGGCUGCCAUCUCGCUGCCGCCUCUUAUCUACAAGGGCGACCAGGGCCCCCAGCCCCACGGGCGCCCCCAGUGCAAGCUCAACCAGGAGGCCUGGUACAUCUUGUCCUCCAGCAUUGGUUCUUUCUUUGCUCCCUGCCUCAUCAUGAUUCUCGUUUACCUGCGCAUCUACGUGAUCGCCAAACGCAGCCACCGCAGAGGUCCUCGAGCCAAGGGGAGCCCCGGGGAGGGUGAGCCCAAGAAGGUCUGCUCUGUCCCUGGCAGUGGGCCCUCCACCCCAGCCAAGCUGCCAGCUCCAGCCACUCCUGUGGCUUCUGCCAGUGAGACCAAAGGAUGCUCCACGUUGUCUGAAAAAGAAGAGGAGAGGGAGAAGGAGGGGGAGACCCUUGAAGACCCUGGGACUCAGGCCUUGCCACUCAGCUGGGCUACCCUUCCAAACUCAGGCCAAGGCCAGAAGGAGGGCGUUUCUGGGGUGUCUCUGGAGGAAGAAGCCGAGGAAGAGGAAGAGGAAGAGGAGGAGGAGGAGGAAGAAGAAUAUGAGCCAGGGACAGAGCCAGUGCCUGCUGCCUCAGCUUGUAGCCCACCCCUGCAGCAGCCACAGGGCUCGCGGGUGCUGGCCACCCUGCGGGGCCAGGUGCUUGUGGGCAGGGCAGUCAGUGCCAUGGGCGGGCAGUGGUGGCGGCGCCGGACACAGCUGACCAGGGAGAAGCGGUUCACCUUCGUUCUGGCAGUGGUCAUCGGGGUCUUUGUGCUCUGCUGGUUUCCUUUCUUCUUCAGCUAUAGCCUGGGCGCCAUCUGCCCACAGCACUGCCGGGUGCCCCAUGGCCUCUUCCAGUUCUUCUUCUGGAUCGGCUAUUGCAACAGCUCCCUGAACCCAGUCAUCUAUACUGUCUUCAACCAGGACUUCCGGCGCGCCUUUCGCAGGAUCCUUUGCCGCCAGUGGACCCAGGCAGCCUGGUGAGCUCCGCCUGCAGACUGCCCUGGGAUGGGCUCCGAGGGCCACUCUGCUGCUCUUUGGUCUGCUUGGGUUGUGCCUGCCUCCCAUGGAAUUUUCUAGGUCCUGCUAGA
Ochotona princeps (American pika) is the source of this 1744-nucleotide messenger RNA. RefSeq names its product adrenoceptor alpha 2B (gene ADRA2B). Gene Ontology annotation, biological process: regulation of vasoconstriction; regulation of smooth muscle contraction; adenylate cyclase-activating adrenergic receptor signaling pathway. Bases 261 to 1637 code for a protein of 458 amino acids. Lineage: Eukaryota; Metazoa; Chordata; Mammalia; Lagomorpha; Ochotonidae. Gene Ontology annotation, molecular function: alpha2-adrenergic receptor activity. The record is from RefSeq and is a predicted model, not a curated record. Gene Ontology annotation, cellular component: membrane. The transcript has a single exon.